Messenger RNA from Aphanomyces invadans, 282 nucleotides. RefSeq lists its product as hypothetical. NCBI's taxonomy places the organism in Eukaryota, Oomycota, Saprolegniomycetes, Saprolegniales, Verrucalvaceae. The record is from RefSeq and is a predicted model, not a curated record. The transcript is spliced from 3 exons. Bases 1 to 282 code for a protein of 93 amino acids.
AUGGCCUCCUUGAGAGCUUCAGAGACGGACGAGGAGUACAACGAACGAGACCAGCUUCUCCAGGAGCUGUCGGACAUGAUCGACUCCAUUGCGCUGAAGAAACGAGCAUUCAAGGAAGAGAAGAGCAAGAAUGAAGACAAACGAGAGUCCGAUGGGCAAAUGCUUCGAAAUGCAGCUAUGGCGUCGAUGAUCCGCUCCUCUGUUGAUGCUGGCCACGAGAUCGUCGAAACGAUUGAAACGUGGUUCAGCGGAUACAUCGGCCAGCACAUUGCUUUCGAUUAA